Molecule: messenger RNA, 3812 nt
Organism: Porites lobata
Lineage: Eukaryota; Metazoa; Cnidaria; Anthozoa; Scleractinia; Poritidae
Source: the annotation of a GenBank genome assembly
UUUUGUUUCAGAGGAGGGUGUGGUUAUGGUUCAGAGAGUGAGGGUGAAGAGCCUGCAGACUCUAGGGUAACAUUACCACAGGAUGUGCCAGGAAGAGGCAAUGUCAAGGCUCAGCAGAGUGCAAUCAGACUUACAGAGGUAUGCAUACAGACGUAAGUGAUGCUGAUUGAUUGAAAAAGAGGUAGAGCUAUAGGCGAAUCUUUGCUGACCUCAUUGUUUACAUUUUUCCUCAUUAGCAUACACCCUUUUUGGCUAGCUGAUAGAAGCCGUGGCCAUAUAUACAAUCUGAGCGCUAAGUUGAAAGAGCUGAUUAACUUGAGCAAUUUGUGCAAUUUUCAUCUCUUUGCAAGCAAAAUUGAAGGAAAUACUAGCCAUGAAAACUGUAAAAUUAAUGGGUGGCAAAAAAGAUAAUGAGCCAUACAUUCUUUGUAAAAUUUUGAAUCUGUAAAAGAGAAUUUCUCCAAAACCAUUUGGUAUAUUGGGCAAAAAUUUUCAGAGAUAACUGAAAUUGUUAUGAUCUUUCAAUAUUCUGAGAUUUUAUUUUAUUAGCUCCAUCAGAUAAUGAUUAGCAUUUGUUAAUGAGGCAAAAAAUGUGAACAAAGAUUCGCCAAUCGGUAGUAUUAUCCUCCUACUAAAAGGUCCUUUGUGCCAACCUGGGAGCAUUGCUACUUCCCUCUGGACAUCUGCCAGUCUUUUGCAGCUGUACUGACACCUACUGCUACUGUUUCCGGUACCCCUAUGUCAUACUGGGCCAAGUUGUUUUAAAAGACAAUUGGCACAAAUUCUCUGUUAGUUACCAUGACAACUGAUAUGUUCUGUUUAUAGUUAAUCCAGGAUUACUACGAAGUUUGCUUCAAACAACUUGGCCCCAAUUCUCAGACAAGCUGACAACACUCACUGCCCCCUUACUGAAUGACAUUGCAUCAUUGAGGUCAUUCACUUAUGGUAUAUAUCUCAGUGGAUAGAGACAGUUCGGAGAAAGCACAGGCCAUCAUCGGAUCUAAAAUAACUCAACACCACUGCACAGCUACAGGCUAGAAACGAGCCUAUAAAAAAAUUAUUUUUGGUGGUUUUGACAGUACUGAUUCUAGCAAUUUGAGGAUUUACACUAAUUGUCAUCCUUAUCAUCAUCAUCAUCAUCAUCAUCAAUCUUUACUUGUACUUGAAAUCGUUCUGUAAUUACAUGGGCUCCCUGGGAGUCAUGUGGAUUUUUAAUACAGCUUAGGGUGGAUUAAAGUGGAAUAAAACUUAUGUGCUCAACAUUUUCAAUUUAUGUGUUAAAAAUAAUAUUUCACAUAUCUCACGUGAAGGUAGUAAAUGACCUUCAAGUAAUCAGAAGACCCAUUUUAUCUCUACUUGAUUAAAAAGUUGAAACACUUGCUGGAGGGUUAAUGGCUGUUUUAUUUUGUUUUAUUUUUUUGUUUUGUCCGUAUGAUGCCGUUAUGACAUACCUUACAUUCAUCAAACAUUUUAUUGUUUCCAGCUUGGACCUCGGUUGUGCCUUCAGCUAAUUAAGAUCCAGGAAGGAAUGUGUUCCGGAGAAGUUCUUUUUCAUGAGUUUGGUGAGAUUGACAGUUUUUCCUGAACUUAAGUUGCCUUCACGGCAGGAUUAGCUUAGUAGUUAGAGCGCUUGACUGCAGAGCAGGAGGUCGUGGGAUCAAUUCCCGAGCCAGAACAAUACUCGGUCUUAACUAAAAUAACUGAGAAAUGAAGGUGUACUGCCUUGUCCUACAAUCGGCUAGAUCCUCACAUGGCUCAGAUGACCAUGUAAAACGGUGGUCCCGUCGUAAGUGGGAGAGAUAAAAGUAGUGUCCUCAAUUAUUACUAUUAUCCUAAAUACAUUGACACUCAAAUAAAGAGCUUUUUUAUCUUAAUGGAUCGAGAGAAGUCGUUGCGUAAAGUAACCUGAACUGUUUCACGGUUGUACUGUUCAUGGCAUCCCAGUUAUUAGUGCUUCAUUCAUUAUUAAUAGUUUCCUUUAUUUCUUUUUGUGUCACUAGUAAAAAAGACAGCUGAAGAAAUCCGAGAAUUGAAAAGACAAAAAGAGGAAAAAAGGUAUGAAUCCAUCAAAAUUAUCGUCAUUUUUAAUAUAAGUGAUGUAAUAUUCAUAUCCCGCAUGCGGAACAGGCGUUUAACAGGCAACAGCGAAGUGCAAGGAAAGCGUUGUGCUGUGAUCAGGCCAAUACACUCUUCCUCUCCGCUACUUCAAACCUUUAAUCAACCACACUUCAGUCUCGCUGAAUAUUUUUGACAUUGACCCUUGAGUUCGGUGAAUCCACCAUGCCCAUGUCACAAUUUCAUUUUCCUCGAUCUGCGUCUUACUAACUAAGCGAUUGUUACUUGGCGUUUUGUUUUCUUUAAACGUGUGCUUUUAAGAGUCGCUCACUUGUGCUCUGGAUUUUCAUUUUGUUCAAAGGAAGUUGAAAGAGCGAAGGAAGAAACAGCAGCAAGAAAACGUGAAGAAAAAAGAAAAGGAGAAGGCGCUCAACAAGUAGGUAGCUUUGAAAAGUCACAAUACAGUGUGAGGCAGAGGACCGGGACAGUGAGUCUGGUGAAAAAUAGCUUGCGUGGGAGACGCGCGAGAAUGUGAUGGGCGCGUCACGUUCUCGCACCCCUUAUUUGGCCCUUUCCCUUCCCUUUCAAAAUUCUGUAACCCAGGCAAAGUAAAGAGGCGGCGUCAGGGGAUAGGGGUAGGGGUAAGUGGGUAGGGAUUGGGAUAUGAGCAGGAGCGGAAUCAAGGGUAUGACCACGCAGGCCAUAUCCCUUGAAAAGUCAGCAUUUCAUCACUUUAGCGGUAAUGUUUUCCUCCGCUAACUUGUUUGAUUUUAGGUCAGUUUAUGAUUGAGGGCGUUUCUUGUUUGUUUGACACUAGAGCGCGAAGCAUUGAAGGUCAAAUGAAGAAGCAGAAGUUAGAGAAACAAGACGAAGAGGCUGAUGCAGAAGGUUUGUGUAUUGUAGCAUCCGCUCUCAUUUCUCUAACGCCAGUCAUAUCUCAAGUUUAUUUCCUUAAGCUUCUCGUUCAGUCCAAUCUUGCAGGCACAACUAAGAAAGUUGCAACGACUUUAGGCCAUUUCACGGUCGUCGUAGCCAAAGGCAAAAAAUGUGUCGGGAUAAUAAGUUAUCUUUGUUGCGGCUUUAAGAUGAGUAUCGAACGUUUAUCAACAGGUGAUGUAGCCAUGACUGCGGAUGACGUCAUGGACAGUGACGAUGCUGAUUGGUACAGACAAGAAGUUGGUGCAGAACCCGACCCUGGUAAGUUGCGCCGGAGAAAAAUUCAACUUCUGCACCUUUGAACUGCAACUAACCAAACACUUCCAAUUAUUUUUCUUUUGCAAAAAUAAGGGAUGUAAUUUUAAAAUGUGAAAAGUGUCAUGAAUCCAGUUGGUUGUAGAUUAAAACCGUCUUAAAUGUGACAUGUUGUGCAUCGUCGUGGAAACGUUUAUGGAUAUAAUUUAUAGGGCUACCUUAGUUUUUGCUUUACUUGUGUAAUGUUUUUGUACAGAGAGGUGUUAUUUCAAGAAUCCGUGGUUAUGUUUACAGCCAGUUGAGUGGUUUCUUAUUUAUUUUUCUCUCUAGAACUCUUUCCAAAAACCCGCAAAAAAAGGAAUUCCAAGGAAAAGUCGCAACCAGGAAAGAAGAGAAGGCACCCAGACGAUAAAGCGGAAACAGCGGAGAAAUCUUCCAAAGAAACAAAACAUCGAAAAUCCCAACAAGACAAAAAAGUAAACAAAUCUGUUAAAUUCAAAGUAACUAAGAAAGGAGUGAAAAACAGAGGAAAGCAUGUUAAAUUAAAAAGAAAGUCUCGAAAGUGA